Messenger RNA from Triplophysa rosa, 4129 nucleotides. RefSeq names its product switching B cell complex subunit SWAP70a (gene swap70a). Gene Ontology annotation, cellular component: cytoplasm; nucleus. NCBI's taxonomy places the organism in Eukaryota, Metazoa, Chordata, Actinopteri, Cypriniformes, Nemacheilidae. The transcript has 11 exons. The coding region runs from base 316 to 1872 and encodes 518 amino acids. The record is from RefSeq and is a predicted model, not a curated record.
CAUCGAUUUAGUUGUCUCGCAUAAGGAGUUGUUAUUUUUCAUUUUGUUAUUUAUACAUCACAGGAAUUCUAAUGGUUACAGUGAGAAUUGCAUUGGUUUUAAUGGGAACUAUAAUUAUAAGAUGGGUUGUACUGGUGGGAUGUUAUAUGGCACCCUACAUAGAGGGAGGUUGUAAAGUUUUUCAUUUGUUGUUUUAAUUUGUUUUAAAUAGAGAUGUUACAGUGAAGGGGCUUCCGUCAUUUCUGCUUGAUCAGUACAUAAGGGUGUAUGCUGAUGUAGAUGCAGUGAUGCAAGCUUUUCGUAUAAGAUCACACAAUGAUGACGUUUGAUAGACCUCGCUUGAGCAUUUGUAUAAGACCAAUCCAGCCCGACUUUAACUUUGCCGACCUGAAUAAGAUGUGCUGGACUCUUUGUGCUCCCAAGCGCAUCAGCAGCAAGCACCUCCUCAUCUCAGGGGUUGACGCCUUCAAGAUCUGGUGUAUCUUCAACUUCCUGUCUGAAGAGAAAUAUCCACUACAUAUUGUUGCAGAGGAGAUCGAGUACUUCCUGCGCAAGCUCUUGACAGUGAUGGGUUGCAGUUGGAACGAGAGAAGAUUUGAAGACUAUAAAAUGAGCAUGACGAAACAUCAACUCAACGGCUGGGAGCUGAUUGAACUCGUUGGCAUGGGUCAUUUCACCAAGGGCAUGAACCCUCAGACCAUCUCCAUGGGCAUCAAUGAGAUCUAUCAGGAACUUAUACUGGAUGUGAUCAAACAGGGUUACAUGACGAAAAAAGGUCACAAAAGGAAAAACUGGACAGAGCGAUGGUUUGAACUGCAUCUAACAUACAUCUCAUAUUAUGUGAAUGAAGACCUCGCAGAGCAGAAAGGAUGUAUUUCACUGGAUCGCAACUGCUGUGUUGAGUCCCUACCAGAAAAGGAUGGAAAGAAAAACCUCUACAUAAUAAGAUGCGUUGAAAAGAGCUUUGAGAUCAAUGCAUCAGAUAAAAAGACCAGACAGGAGUGGAUUCAAGCCAUCCAGGACUGCAUUGUGCGCAUAAGACAGGGCCUUUCCUCGCCACAACGUGAGGCCAGACAGAAACGCCGAGAGCAAAGAAACAGAAUGAGAGCAGAACAGGAGACCAUCGAGAACAGAAUGAGACAGCUUCAGCUGGCCAAUGAGAGCAAGCAGGCCGAGCUGGAGGCCAUGAGUAAGGAAGCUGCGUCGAGAGACCAUGUGGAAGAACAGAGAAUUCAGACCCAAAUAGAACUACUACACCAAUACAAAAAGGACCUGGAGCAAGAGAAACUGGCUCGAAGGCAGAUGGAGGAGCAGGUGGUCGAAAAGUCCAGCGAACUGGAGCAGUACUGGCAGCGUAUGCAGGAACUGGAGGAAAUGUACAGUCAACUGAAAGAAGCGCUGGAGGAUGAGAGACAAGCCAAACAGGAUGAAGAAGCCCUGCGCAAAGUGCAGGCCAGGCUGCUGAAAGACGAGGCGAGCAAGAGACUCGAGCUGGAGGAGAUUUACAAGCAACAGCAGCAGGUUUUAUCUCAGUCUCAGAAGGAGAAAGAAGUUCUGGAGAAGGAGCGAUCUGAGAAGGAACGUUCCCUGCAGGCUGCACGGGAGCAGCUGGAGAUUCUGGAGAAACAGAGGCAGGGAGCGCAGGAGGAGUACAAGGCAGUUACAAAGAAACUGGAGCGGGCGGCUAAUAAGACAAAGAAAUGGAAACACAGAGUCGGCGAACACGAGGGUCUCCUUCGACUCAUUCAGCCAGGCAACAAGUCACCGUAUAACAUAACCAACUGGGGAAUGGCGACUUUCACUGAAACAGAGCUGGAUCAGAUGGAGAAGAACUGGCAGGAGAACAAGCACAGACAACAUGAAGGACAGUAACUCCUGAUGUGGACAUUUAUUUUGCCACGAAACAGUCAGACUUCAUAAUUCUAGUGUUUGUAACAAAUGAAUGCGUUCAUGUAAUGCAUUAACUUCAUUUUUUCAGUAAAUGGAUUCCACACAUACACAAUGUUUCAUAAAGUUGUUGCUAAACAAAAUGGAUACUAUUUCAUGUGACAGUAGUAUUGUUUGUUUUCGAGAAGUACGGGUUAAUUUAUUGGAAGGGAACUGUUUGGUGGUGUUUUCUUUGUAGCGCUGUAGUUUUUCUGAUUUUAAAAUGUACUAUUUACAGGUAUGUGUUUAGAUCGUUUUUGUUUAAUUCUGUGAACUACUAACAAUAUUUCUCCCAAAUUUCAAAUAAGAAUAUUGUUUCUGUUUGCAUUUGUCUGCAGAAAAUGAAAACUGGAGAAACAAGUGAAAAUAACAGAAAAGAUACUUUCUAUUUUUUCAGACCUCAAAUACUGCAAAGAAAACAAGUUCAUAUUCAUUUUUAAACAACACCAGAGUCAUAUUUGUACAUGUAUUUAGGAAAAGUUAAAAACAUGUGUUUUAUAACGAAUUUUUAUCACAGUUUUCAUGUGUCUGGUCAUGCUGUCAGACUUUCACAUUGCUGUUGGAUGACUUUGUCACUCCUGAGGUUUGGUUUUGUUGAAAUUCAACAGGCACCGGACUGGAAUACAUGUAGGAAAUACUGAUUAAAUUAAAAUUGGGAGCUGUAUCUUAAUUUUAUAUUGUAUAGUACGUUCAUACAUGCUCGUGUCCACUAGAUGUCACUGUUGAUACACAAAUUGGUCAAAGGACCAACUCGCACCAGAGAUGCAAGUGUGCAGUUCUGAUCUCUGAUCAGCUUCACACUGAUGCACAAUUGUGUUUAGUUCUCGAAGCAUUGCAAUUUUUCAUCUUCUUUGCUUUUUAAAUCCAUCGUCAGCCAGGUUCAAAUAAACCUAUAGAAGUACAAUUUUUGGCUGCAAAUAGAAUUGACAAGCAGAAUCUUAUUAGUGAAUUUCAACUACUUUCUUCUUUUUAUAUUUCAAGUCUUCACAAAAAAAUACAGCACACCCAAGAAAAUGAAUCCCAGACUCUCCCAACCUUUUAGUUUUGAUUACCGAGUAUGCUGAUGUUGUGGAUGAACUCAUGAAAGAAAUAUAAUCUGGAGGAAUGGUAAAACUGGUGCAUCUCCUGUAUUUAAACAACUCUCAGUAAGAGAGUCAACAGUAUCGGCCCACAGAAUUCUUAAAUGACACCCCAACAGAACUGUGCCCACUGCCCUCUUACAUCUUUUAGCACUUCUUUAACUUUUCUCUAUUUUCUUAAUCUCAUUUUAAACAAUUCACCCCAUAAGUGUUUCACUGCAUUCUCUUAAACACACACCUUACGUUUUCUUUUGGAUCAAUUCUACUGAAUCAGGAGCUGGACGCCAUUUGAACUUCUGAAAAACUGCUGAACUUUGUUGAAACUCCUGACAUACAUGCUGACAAAUUGAAGACGUCUCAGAAACUCUAUUCUCAAAAACGUGUUCUUACAGUCUAAGAUAGCUCACGUUAGAUGCCGGGCUUCACAAGCGAGUGUCAAAACAAGCUGGUCUAACCUGAUAAUAAAACAAACGCUUGAUUCUGGAGCUUUGCUAAGGACAAGGACUGCAUUGGUGCAAAUGAAAUGUUUGAGGAGGGAACAGUUCACUUUUAGGGCAACAGUUCAGGGCCAGAGAUGGUAUGGAUAGCAUGUUGCGCACUGAGAUCAUUGCCAUUAUAAACGGAAACAUCUUUGAAUGCUGACAUCCAAAAUCAAAACCAUUGCAACUAAAUCAAUAGCUGCUUUUGUUUGUACGACCGGCUGUCAUGUAAAUGAUAUACCUCUAGGCUCCGUCUUCCUCAAUAAUCAAGAAUCAGUCUGAUUGUUGUGUCCCGGCGGUACUCGUCAUUUUCCAAAAAUAUUGAAUUUUCCUCUCAAAAACGCGAUGAUGACUAAUAGAGGCGAUGAAUGUAAUAAAAAGCAUACAAAUAAACGACAGACACGUGAGAAGUCAAAUUCACAUGUUGGCUUUUUGAAACCAACGGUUUGACGUUUGGACUGUUCUUUCGGUGGGAUGUGUAAAGUGGAUUCAUGAUUUUUUGGCAAAUGCCUGUUUUCUGAUGUUUACUUUAUGACCUCAUUAUUUUCUGCUUGUCUUGGUAUAAAGGUGGAUGUUACGGUCAGGGCUGGACUAGGACGAUAAUUUGGCCCUGGCAUUUUUGACCAGCUUCAGCCCUCCGCCAAU